ACACUUUGCUCCAUUCCCCAUGACUAGCCCCGGCGGCGCCGCUCUCCUGCGGCACGCAGCCGUCGCCGUGCUCCGCACAGCGGAGGCCGCCGGCAAGGUUUCCGCAGGCAUGGCAAUCCACGCGCGGAUGGUUAGAUCCACCCAUUUCGAUGUCAUCCUGCACAACCACCUCAUCUCCUUCUAUGUCAAGUGCGGCCGCCUCGGCCUUGCCCACCAGGUGUUCGACGCAAUGCCCUUGCGGAACCCGGCCUCCGGGAACCUCCUCAUGUCCGGCUACGCUUCCUCUGGCCGCCACAGGGAUGCUCUUGCUCUGCUCAGGGCGGCCGACUUCAGCCUGAACGAGUACGUUCUCUCGACCGCCGUGUCCGCGACGGCCCAUGUCCGGAGCUAUGACAUGGGGAGGCAGUGUCACGGACAUGCUAUCAAGUCUGGGCUGUCGGAGCACCCCUACGUUUGCAAUGCGGUUCUGCAUAUGUACUGCCAGUGCGCGCAUGUGGAGGAUGCAGUUAAGGUGUUCGAGAGCGUAUCCGGUUUCAACGCGUUCGCGUUCAACUCGAUGAUAAAUGGGUUUCUUGACAAGGGGAAGUUUGACGCUUCGGUCGGUAUUGUGAGAAGCAUGGUUGGAGAAGUUGAGCAGUGGGAUCAUGUGUCGUAUGUCGCAGUUCUUGGGCAUUGUGCUAGCACCAAGGAGUUGCUGCUUGGCCGUCAAGUGCAUGCCCAAGCGUUGAAGAGGAGGCUCGAGCUGAAUGUGUAUGUUGGCAGCGCGCUGGUUGAUAUGUAUGGGAAGUGUGACUGUGCCUGUGAUGCUCAUUCUGCGUUCGAGGUUUUGCCGGAAAAGAAUGUUGUUUCUUGGACAGCUGUUAUGACUGCCUAUACCCAAAACGAGCUGUUUGAAGAGGCGUUGCAGUUGUUCUUAGACUUGGAAAUGGAAGGUGUCCGGCCAAAUGAGUUCACUUAUGCUGUGGCUCUCAACAGUUGUGCUGGUCUUGCAGCCUUGAAAAAUGGCAAUGCAAUUAGUGCCUCUGCUAUGAAAACUGGGCAUUGGGGUGCUCUAUCUGUCUGUAAUGCCCUCAUUAAUAUGUACUCCAAAAGUGGCAGCAUCCAGGAUGCAUGGAGAGUCUUCCUUUCUAUGCCAUGCCGUGACGUGGUCUCUUGGAAUUCCAUCAUAAUAGGCUAUGCUCAUCAUGGUCUUGCUAGAGAAGCCAUGUGCGUAUUUCAUUAUAUGUUGGGUGCUGAAGAAUCCCCAUCUUAUGUCACCUUUGUUGGGGUGCUGUCAGCUUGUGCUCAGCUGGGUCUUGUAGACGAAGGAUUGUACUACUUGAAUACUAUGAUGAAGGAAAUGGGAAUAAAACCUGGAAAAGAGCACUACACUUGUAUGGUUGGUUUGCUGUGCAGAGCUGGACGGCUAGAUGAGGCGGAACAAUUCAUAUUGAGUAAUUAUAUCGGGGCAGACGUUGUUGCAUGGAGAUCACUUUUAGGUUCUUGCCAGGUAUAUAAAAACUAUGGUCUUGGUCAUCGAGUAGCAGAGCAGAUCCUUCAGUUGAAGCCCAGUGAUGUAGGAACCUAUGUUUUGCUUUCUAACAUGUAUGCAAAAGCAAACCGAUGGGAUGGUGUUGUCAAGGUGCGGAAGCUGAUGAGAGAGAGGGGUGUUAGAAAAGAGCCUGGUGUUAGUUGGAUUCAAGUAGGAAGUGAGGUCCAUGUUUUCACAUCAGAGGACAAGAAUCACCAAUGGAUAAACCAGAUCACCACAAAACUCAAAGACUUGAUAGAUCAGAUUAAAGUGAUUGGAUAUGUUCCAAAUUUUGGGGUUGUCCUACAUGAUGUUGAGGAUGAACAAAAGGAGGAGCACCUUAUGUAUCACAGCGAGAAAAUGGCUCUUGCAUUUGGCCUUAUUCACAGUCCCGAAGGAGCAACUAUCCGUAUAAUGAAAAAUCUUAGGAUAUGUGAUGAUUGCCAUGUUGCUAUCAAACUCAUAUCACUUGUGACAGCAAGAAGAAUAGUUGUAAGGGAUACCGUUCGCUUUCAUUGUAUAGAAGAUGGAGUAUGCUCAUGUGAUGACUAUUGGUGAUCCAUAUCUUGGUUAUCAAAAGCUGGUAACAAAGCUACUUGAAUCGGCUCCAGAUCACACGUGAUGCUAUGGACAUCAACAUGGGUAUGUCGUCUUACUAUAAUUUGUAGAUCUAUGAAGGAUUUUCAUAACUGAAAAACUCCUUUUGCCUGACCAAAUAGAGCUUAUGAGGAAUUCACCUGUAAAUAUGUGAGUGCUACCGCAGCAACAGUGUCUCUGUUCACUAUCUUUGAUCAAGUAAUGGAUCAGACAUACUGUAUAUAACAUUUAGUUUACAAACAUAUACCAAAAUAGUUCAGAAGUAACAUUUUUUUCCACACUUAAUGUUAAUUGAAUGAUGAAGUUUGUCAAUAGAUGUGUCUGGCUAGAUUUAUAUAGAAUUCAUAGAGCUGUUCAAGAGGUCAAUUUGUUUUUGCAAAUAAUGUUCUUCCUUAACUUGGCUGCAAAAUAUGCUUGCAAUUUGGAUCUGUGAUCUCAAAACUUGGGGGCAGCAACUCUUUUGUUGCAUGAUCCACCACAGGUGAGGUCUGUUUCCCUAUUAUCAGAAGUUAUCGUCUACGUUCAAGUAAGCAAUCACAAGGAUGACUGCUCAUGUAUACAUUUUGUGCACAGUUUCUUGCUUCUACAUGUAGUUUUUCAGCAGAAACUGGCCUUUUAUCCGUGAAGGUUUUCCAGCAAGCAUGAUGUUUAUAGUGUUCUUAUCUUGAUUUGUAUGCAUGCUGACUGCUUCGCUGCAGUACUGUCUUACUUUUUGAAAGCUUGACAUGUUGCUUCUGUGCUAGAAAUGUAGAUUGUGUUGAUCUGAAUGCAUUGUUGCACUUUCAUGGGAACAAAGUAAAGUGUUGCGCGUAAUCUAUUUUUUGUCAGAUUGAUCCUAGCAUGCUGAUGUUCAGCAAUCCUCCAGAUUACAUAUAUUUUAUGCUGCAUCAAAUUUUCAGAUCUUGAUUCAUUUUGUGCGCGUAAUCUCUUUUGAGUUAUUUUGCUGCUGCUGAGCAUGGUUAUGUUAACUGAAUGGUGUUCAUCUUGACAAGAGAUUUACAUCUCAGGUCACUUGCUCGCUACUCCUCUGCUCUCUCCUUCCCUGCCGCUCAGGUCUACCUGGCAGCUGCCACGAAGACGCUGGAGGCCGCACUGGUGAAAGAGCAAGACCUUGUCUUGGAUGCUGGCCCCACCGGGAAGGUCGGCUUCCGGACUGUUAGUUAUAGGCCCUGCCAUUGGCUUCGACUACUUCAUCCUUUCACCUCUGUCCUCACUGCCAUGCAACAGCAGCGAGCGGUGGCCUUCCUCUACAUCCCUGGUUUAGGUGAGUUUCUGCUUCUCCUCUUCUGUCCUCUAGGUGCUCUGUGAUACCAUGGAUAUGGAGCCAUGGUUGUUCUGUGCUUCGGCCACCGAGAGCCGAUGAUAUCCUAAUUGCUAGUGAUGGUAUACUUUCUAGGAUUUGGUUGUUGUUAGAGACUAACAGGGACGGCCGGAGAAGAAGAGGAAGAAGGCCAAGAUGUCCGAAAAGCUCACCGGCAAGAUCGUCGGCGGCAGCACGGAGUUGCUACGUGCAAGAGGAGCUAAACCUAAGCUCUGAUACCAUGUUGGAGAAUGGCAACUAGUAUUCAGAGAGGGCCAUAUGCCAGUACAUGUACAUGUGAGACAAUGUGCAGGUAAGCCCCUCAUACACUGGGGAAUAUAGGAAAAGAGACUAUACAACUCUAACAGUUGUAAGUUUGUAACACAGACGAGUACUGCUUUGGUUCCUUCUAUGUGAUAUAGGAGGGGUUCGAUUUAAUUGCUAGUGGUAUGCUGAUCUUUUGUGUGUAUAUCACUAUGCUGCUGGUGAGUUUUAUAAUUUGCUACUGUCAGUAAUGUUCUCUGUUCUGGUAUUUCCCUUGAUAGGAAUUGAUUAUCUUCACGUGGUUUAUCAUUUAGUAUCCAUGCAUGCCCAGUGCAUGCCCAAAUCCUCAGUUUGUUUUUAAAUAAUCCUCAGAUCAUCGAGCUCAUGUAUUAAGACGUGUGUCUGAUUUAGUUAGUUGAAAUAUUGAGAUAUGACACUCAAAUUUGCUAAUGCUUGCUUGCUGCUGGUUGUCUCUUAUUCUUACAUAUACAAAGAUUGUUCCUAGACCUGUAUGCAUGGUAUAUGAGUUUUUCGUUGCUACAUGCUUUUAGCUUACAUGGUUGCCUUGAAAUGUGGACAGGGUGAUGUGUUGAUUCUGAAUGAUGGAGAUCACCACCUGACCCUGCAACUGAUGGAACCAGAAGAGGCUGAUCAUCUCCACCUGUGUGCCAAGGAGUGCUGAAGUUAGCGAGCGAAGAUUAGGUGGGUUCCUGGUUCCUCCUUUAAACAGGGAGAUGCAAAUGAAAUCUGCUUGUGGGCUUUAUUUGGUUGACAUUAGUAAAUGUCGACCUUAAACCGGAUUUUUAUCUAGUAUGGGCUUCAUCUGGAGCUUGAGAUCGAU
Messenger RNA from Lolium perenne, 4512 nucleotides. Its product is annotated as pentatricopeptide repeat-containing protein At5g39680-like. Gene Ontology annotation, biological process: RNA modification. NCBI's taxonomy places the organism in Eukaryota, Viridiplantae, Streptophyta, Magnoliopsida, Poales, Poaceae. Gene Ontology annotation, molecular function: RNA binding; protein binding; zinc ion binding. The record is from RefSeq and is a predicted model, not a curated record.